ACAAAGAAGAUACAUCAUUCUUUAUUACUAUACACUUUUCUUACACUUUCAGACCAGUACAAAAGAAUGGCGGAAGCGAAAGUUGCGUACAAUUAUCUCGGCAGGACUGGGGUCCAAGUUUCAAACCUGUGUUUGGGCACAAUGACGUUUGGGGAAGGGAUAAUGCCAGUUGCCACUCAGCUUAACGAAGAAAUGUCACAUAAGGUAAUGGACAGAUAUGCUGAGCUAGGAGGCAAUUUCUUGGACACUGCCAACGUUUAUGGACUUGGUGCAUCAGAGAGAGUGGUCGGCAGCUGGCUUAAAAAACAAGAUCGCAGCAGUGUUGUUCUAGCAACUAAAGUUAGGUUCCCGAUGGAUAGGAAUAAUGUGAACAAAGUUGGUCUUAGCAGACGACAUAUUAUAGAAAGUUGUGAAGAAAGUCUAGGACGACUUCAAACCAAUUAUAUAGACCUUUUGCAGUCGCAUGCUUGGGAUAACGCUACACCAAUUGAAGAGACAUUGCGGACAUUGGAUGAUCUCGUGAGAUGCGGGAAAAUACGAUAUUUUGGUGUUAGCAAUGUUUGUGGCUGGCAGCUGCAGAAAAUCGUCGACAAAAUUGAGAUGAUGGGUCUGAAUUCAUGCGUUUCACUUCAGCAACAGUACAACUUACUUGCACGUCAGUCUGAGUUUGAAGAAUUCAUGGUAUGUGCAAAUGAAGGCAUUGGUGUGUUGCCAUGGAGUCCUCUGAAAGGGUUUGUAAACAUCAUAUAA
This is a messenger RNA of Mercenaria mercenaria, 750 nucleotides long. RefSeq names its product 1-deoxyxylulose-5-phosphate synthase YajO-like. The transcript has 5 exons. Lineage: Eukaryota; Metazoa; Mollusca; Bivalvia; Venerida; Veneridae. The coding region runs from base 67 to 750 and encodes 227 amino acids. The record is from RefSeq and is a predicted model, not a curated record.